This is a messenger RNA of Vigna unguiculata (cowpea), 702 nucleotides long. RefSeq lists its product as uncharacterized. NCBI's taxonomy places the organism in Eukaryota, Viridiplantae, Streptophyta, Magnoliopsida, Fabales, Fabaceae. The record is from RefSeq and is a predicted model, not a curated record.
AUGGCAUCUUCUUCCUCCAAAUUGACUCUGAAAUUGCUUAUUGAUUCAAAGCGUGAGAAGGUCCUUUUCGCAGAAGCCUCAAAAGCAGUUAUAGACUUUCUCUUUAGCUUGCUCUGCUUGCCUAUUGGUACUGUCAUUAGGAUUCUGAACAAGAAUCAAAUGGUUGGGUCCUUAGGCAAUCUGUAUGAGAGUGUUGAAAAUCUGGAUGAAACUUACAUGCAACCACAGCUGCAUAAGGAUCUGCUGUUGAAGCCAAGUGCCUCCGUUUCUUCACAAAUCUCAGGCCUUCUUCCUUCAAUCAAUGACACUUCUUCUAACACCUCUACCAACGUGUUCUACAGGUGCCCAAGUCACUAUGCUUACGUCACAUGUGAUAACACCACACGUUGUCCUCACCAAUGUGGGAAUAUGAACAGUGUAAUGCAAUUUGUUGGUGAAAAGGUUGCAAAUGUUCAAAAUUCUGCCGACAAGAGUGGUUUUGUGAAAGAGGUAGUAACUUACAUGGUGAUGGAUGAUUUAGUGAUUCAGCCCAUGUCAAGCAUCUCAAGCAUUACCUUACUCAACAAAUUCAACGUCAAAGAGGUUGGCGUCUUGCAGGAAAAGGUGGUCGAGUUGGACAUGAACAAGGGUGUGGAUCUGCUCAAGGCUUCUAUGGAGUCGAAGAUGGUAUUGACAACUGUUUUUCUCAAGAAAUGCACCUGA